AACUUGAACCAUAGUACGCUGCCCCCAGAUAAAUUUCCAUGUGCACGUAGAAGUAGAACAACAACAAUUGCUGACCACCAACCAUUCCUUAUCCCUCCCAUGCCAGUCUUUCUUUUCUUGGGUCAAUCCCUAAAAAAAAAAGUCAAUACCAUUCUCUUCCCCCCUCUCCCAUUAAUACAGAACUUUCAGGAGCUUCAGCCUUCAGGACAACAAUAACGCACACAGCUCCAAGCCUUAUAAAAAAAAAAAACGAUCGUAAUGGGUGGCCACCAAUCCAAAGCACACAAAACACAGCUCUCAGUCUCUGAACCAAAACCAGCCAUGGAUACCACCACCCAGACCCAAAGCACUGAUUCCACUACUGAACCAGGGCCAGCAUGGUCAGCUCUCCUCGGCGAGAACAACUGGGCCGGCCUCCUGGACCCGCUGGACCUUCACCUCCGAACCCUGAUCCUCCGGUGCGGCGACUUCUGCCAGGGGACCUACGACGCCUUCAACAACGACGCCAACUCCAAGUACGCCGGGUCCAGCCGCUACGGCAAAGCCUCCUUCUUCGACAAAGUGAUGCUCCAAGACGCCGCCAACUACGAAAUCGCCUCCUUCCUCUACGCCACCGCACUCGUCAGCGUCCCCGAGGCCUUCCUCCUCCACUCCAUGUCCCGCGAGUCGUGGGACCGCGAGUCCAACUGGAUCGGCUACAUCGCCGUCACCACCGACGAGUACAGCAAGUCCAUCGGCCGCCGCGAAAUCUACGUCGCCUGGCGGGGCACCACCCGUAACUACGAGUGGGUUAAUGUGCUGGGCGCCGAGCUUGAAUCCGCGGCGCCGCUGCUCAAACCGAACACAGUAAACAAUGAGCUCAAACGUGGUGAUGGUGGCACUAGUAGCAGUGACGAGGAAGAAGAUGAUGAAAAUGCUAAGGUACCCAAAGUCAUGAGAGGCUGGCUGUCCAUGUACAUCUCCGACGACCCGAAAUCGGCCUUCACCAAAUCCAGCGCCAGAGUUCAGCUGGUCACCAAAAUCAACGAGCUGAGGGAGAAGUACAAAGGUGAGAAGCUGAGCAUAGCGCUGACCGGGCACAGUCUCGGUGCCAGCCUGUCAGUCGUCAGCGCUUUCGACCUGGUGGAGAACGGAAUCUCGGAUAUUCCGGUGGCGGCUUUCGUCUUCGGCUGUCCACAAGUCGGAAACAAGGCCUUCAAGACCAGGAUAGGCCAGCACCCGAAUCUGAAGAUUAUGCACAUAAGGAACGAGAUCGAUCUGAUUCCACACUACCCGGGAAGGGCUCUGGGGUAUCGUUAUAUAGGGACCGAAGUGGAGAUCGACACGAGGAAGUCGCCGUAUUUGAAGGACUCGAAGGACCCGUCGGACUGGCACAACUUGCAGGCGAUGCUGCAUAUAGUGGCGGGGUGGAAUGGGGAGAAAGGUGAGUUCGAGCUCAAGGUGAAGAGGAGUGUGGCUUUGGUGAACAAGUCGUGUGAUUUUCUCAAGACGGAGUGUUCGGUGCCGGCGUUGUGGUGGGUUGAGAAGAACAAAGGGAUGGUGCGGGAUGAAAAUGGAGAAUGGGCUCUGGCUCCGCCGGCGGAUGAGGACCUACCAGUCCCGGAAUAUUGACCAGUAGUGAUGGCGUGGUAGGCCAGUCAAUGUUGGGUAUAUAAUACAUGUGUUUGAUGAGCUAGUCAAUGAUGGCCAGAGAGAUCGACAGCUAGUAGACUAUCGGCAUCUCUCGAUUGUUCUGCUUGUAAUUGUGCAUUUGUAGUUUUUCUACUUUGUUUAUCCACAAAUUCAUGUGCUUACCAAUAAUAGACUUAGGCUAUGUUUGUUUCCCGGAAAGUGGGCAUUGGGAAAUGAAACACUUUCCUUUCCUGCGUUUAGGACAGCCAAGGAAGGGAAACACUUUCCCAAAGGAAAGGAAAAAGUAAGGGAAAUUGGUUCCCUCUCCCCCCCCCCCCCCCCCCCCCCCUCCGGAAACGCUUUCCCAAAGGAAAGGAAAUUGAUUCAUUUCCUUUCCACCAACCAAACAUGGCCUAAAGUAAAGUGAUUCAUACUGUAAAUUUGUUGAGAGGAAUUAUGUGAUUGUGUCAAUUUACUAGUUA
Molecule: messenger RNA, 2093 nt
Organism: Rosa rugosa (rugosa rose)
Lineage: Eukaryota; Viridiplantae; Streptophyta; Magnoliopsida; Rosales; Rosaceae
Product: phospholipase A1-IIdelta
Exons: 1
Coding region: 259-1611 (450 amino acids)
Biological process (GO): lipid metabolic process
Molecular function (GO): glycerophospholipid phospholipase A1 activity
Source: RefSeq, a predicted model, not a curated record